This is a messenger RNA of Pestalotiopsis fici W106-1, 2148 nucleotides long. RefSeq lists its product as uncharacterized. The coding region runs from base 1 to 2148 and encodes 715 amino acids. NCBI's taxonomy places the organism in Eukaryota, Fungi, Ascomycota, Sordariomycetes, Amphisphaeriales, Sporocadaceae. The record is from RefSeq and is a predicted model, not a curated record. The transcript is spliced from 2 exons.
AUGGCCGAACCAUAUUCUUCAGCUCUACUCGAGGUAGGCGCAGAAACGGGCGUAGACGCUGAAUCAGAACAUCAUCAACAACAACAACAACUCCUCCUCGCUCCAGCGCUUGUCUCUGCUCGCAGCGACAACCCGUCGCUAAAAUGCUGCUGUGGUUCGGCCGAAUGUGUCUUUCUAAGACACAGCAACUCCAUUCUGGAUAGCGUUGAGAAGGAUGUGCACAAUGCAGCACGGAUAGGAAAGGCGCUGCUAGCACGUCACGAAUCGUACAUGGCCGACGCUGAACGAGAUCACCUGGAGCUCACGAGUAGGAUCGAGCAACUGGAGAUGGACAACAAAGAUCUGGAGGCUAAGAACGCCCGUACGAUUGAAGAGAACAGAACUCUGCUGGAUCAGCUGGAAUCACUGAACACGACCGUAUCCGACUCGGAGGCGCAUAUCAAGUCCCUCGAGGCGUCCUUGCUGUCUUCGCAACAAAUCAUACGCCGCCUAGAGACAGAGACCGCACGAGCCGAAUCAUUGGAGAGGCAGAUUGCGUUCCUCGAGCAAGAACAAGAACAAUUACAAACAACUCUAAGUACGAAACACGAAGAAGCUCGCACAUCCAUGGCGAGAUGGCAACGAGCGGAGAGGGGAAUUAUCGACCUUCAGGUGCAGCUCGAGAGGAUGGAGCAAGAGAGCAAGGAAGAACGUGAGCGUCAUGCCGAAGUAAUGGGACGCAUGGAAAAACAACGCGAACUUGAAAAGGAAUUGAACACGGCUGCCGGUCGCUUAAAGGGUGCGGCUGCAGCCAAAACAAUGGGUGGUGGAAGCGGAUCGACUGUAGUAUCACACUUUGUCCGUGACCUUCUGCAAGACAACACCAGUCUUCAGCAAAACAUUGUGGAGCUGCGGGAGAUGCUCAUGAAUUCAAACGACGAGAUUCAAGCGUUGCGGGAGGAGCUCAUGUACCAUCAGCCAGCAGAUGACGGAGAUGCUAGAACUGCACCCACCCUGAGAGCGGAACUAGAAACCAAGAAAUCCCCAGAAAGACCUGUACCUGCGGUUUCUCAGGAGCUCCAUAUCCACCAUCACUACCACGUCACACCAAAGGUUGAAUCCAAAAAGACCAAGAAGAAGCGCCAGGUUCUCACACCUGGCGGUUUCAUACCUCCAGCAACGCCACCUACCUCGACCUGGCGAAGAGGACCGCGGGAUUCAAUAAAUUCGAUAAUGUCGAGUCGCCUGUCCAUUAUGUCUGAACAGGCAUCCGACUUUGCGCCAUCCUCGGCGCCCAGUUCGCCGCGUUCCAAUGCGCGAAACUCACUCUUCGAUCCCGCGUCCACGGACUCUUGGCCAGCCUCGCCAGUCACCAGUGUUGACCCAAUGUCUCCCGCCUGGCGGGGACACCGCAAGCUUCCUUCGAACUUGUCGGCACGAAGCUUUCAACUGCCCAGCGCCUACUCCCUCGACGUCCCAAAUCAUGCGCAUACGCAUACUAUUGUCGAGGAGGGAGACGGAUUGGAAGAGGUGCCAGAUCUAGGUAUCGUCACGGACGAAUCUGGUGCCGACGAUGAAACUUCGUCACGCGACCCGAACACUUCGAUGGACGAGGUUGAUAUCUACAUCAGCGGAGAGACAGAAGAUGAUCGUGGCCCACAGCGUGGUCACCGGAGGGCAGUAUCGCAUGAAUCGAUCAUGUCGCUGACAGGAGGUCUUGAUAUUCACACCCUCAAGUCGCGACCUACUCAAAUGACACUACGUCACAUUAGCAAUGCGACCUCUAUCACGGCAAGCAGCACCAUCACGGCUAGUCCAAUGCUGUCCCGAAGUCCUUCCCAAAUGGGCAGUCUCGUUCUGCGGGAACGUUAUGCGCCCUCUGUCGGUAGCUUGCGGUCGGUAUCCGGCCCUACGCCGAACGGCCCCUCGAAAAUAAGCUCUUGGGUGGGCUGGCGACCUUGGAAAGGUGGCGCCUCGGAAGGUGGCACACUUCCCAAACCCAAGGAGAAACCAUCCGCCAAGGACUUUGGCCGAUCACCCGGUAUCAAUCAGAUUGGCGCCAUUCCUGGGUUCCAUGAAUACAUGGCAGCCCAUCAAAAACGUGAUCCGGGAAAAGUCAAUCCAGACCAGGUUGACCACGAUGCCCUCCUGGAAGGCUUGGCUGAGUAA